AAGGUCCACUCAUCAUAUCAUUAAAAACCUUUCUUAAAUUCUCUCUCAGUUUACCCACCUUCCAUUUUCUUGAACAUCUCAAAAUAUCAACUCCCAAAAAAAAAAAAAAAAAAAUUUAUACCCCAAAUAACAAGAUCUAUUUCUACAGUAUACUCUACUAAUCAAACAGUUAUGGAUUCAUCAGAUGAUGAUAUUGAAGAAUAUCUUUUCAAGAUUGUAAUAAUAGGUGAUUCAGCAGUUGGAAAAUCAAAUUUAUUAUCAAGAUAUGCUAGAGAUGAGUUCAACUUGCAUUCAAAAGCAACAAUUGGAGUUGAGUUUCAGACCCAAGUUCUUGAAAUUAAUGGUAAAGAAGUAAAAGCUCAGAUUUGGGAUACUGCUGGUCAAGAAAGGUUUAGAGCUGUAACUUCUGCUUAUUAUCGUGGUGCUUUUGGUGCAUUACUUGUUUAUGAUAUUAGUCGGAGAAGUACUUUUGAAAGUGUUACGAGGUGGCUUGAUGAGCUUAAUAGUAAGUUAUUUCGUACUGUUCUGUUUCAAUUUAUGUGUCAUAUUUCCUAUUUUAAUUCGAUGCACUAAACUCUCGCUAUCAGUUGCGAUGCCACAUGAUCACAAGGGUGGUCAACUAACCACCUUCGCCGAAAAAUUACACUGUGUAUAUAGGUAAAAUAUUACGUUUUAGAGAUAUAUAACACAUAUGGAACACCCUUUGUCGGAAUUUUUUUUUCAUUUCUUUCAAAUUUGAAUAACUCGGAAAAAUUCCUAGCUUCGCCACUGCUCGCUAUGCGGGGGUCGGAGAAAGGGCCGGAUCAUAAGGUUCUAUUGUAUGCAGCAUUACCUUGCAUUUUUGCAAGAGGCUAUUUUCAUGGCUCGAAUCCGUGACCUCUCGAUCACGU
Molecule: messenger RNA, 890 nt
Organism: Nicotiana attenuata
Lineage: Eukaryota; Viridiplantae; Streptophyta; Magnoliopsida; Solanales; Solanaceae
Product: ras-related protein RABA5d-like
Exons: 1
Coding region: 172-573 (133 amino acids)
Cellular component (GO): endosome
Molecular function (GO): GTPase activity; GTP binding
Source: RefSeq, a predicted model, not a curated record